Solanum stenotomum is the source of this 1270-nucleotide messenger RNA. RefSeq lists its product as uncharacterized. The record is from RefSeq and is a predicted model, not a curated record. The transcript is spliced from 8 exons. Lineage: Eukaryota; Viridiplantae; Streptophyta; Magnoliopsida; Solanales; Solanaceae. The annotation marks the transcript as partial.
CUCAAGAACAAGUUCUUAGAAGAUUCAAAUGAGUUAGUUAAUCAAUUUUAUCGGGGAUUAACUGUGGGGUUCCAUAUCCAUGAUGCUAUUGCAGGAGAAGCAUUUUUGGAAGGAUUGCUUGUGAACGGUUGGCUUUUGAAAUUGGUUACAGAUCAUGGUCAAGUUGAAAAGUGCAUAGGAGCAUGGACAUUUAGUCUCAUGUUAUAUUCACCAAAAGAAGAGUUGAGGGCAGCAGCAUGUGAAUUUUGCUGUUCUAUUCUGUUACCUAAAAAUCAGGUUGAUACUGUAAUGUUUGAGAUGGGAUGGUUGCCGAACCAUUCAGAACUUAGGCGAGCACUUGAAGUAUAUGGCUUUCUGUUGGAUUCCCCUUCCAAAUCUUCAUCCAGCAUGGAAAUUGUGGAUGGAGAUUCUGAUUCUGCUGGACCGCCUCAAAAUAUCAAAUACUGGAUAAAAUAUGUUUCUGUUUGUUGCCAAGCAAGGGCCAAACGUUCAGUUUUCUCAACAGCGGAGGUAGAAGAUUUGAUUACCUCAGUGAUCUAUCUCUUCUUAGAUCGGCAACUUAUUGGCCUAUCUUCAGCGUUGAAGGAUUGCUUGCACUCACUUAUUAGCUUCUUUAGUGAUGAUGCAUUCCAUUUAAGCUGUCAGAAAAUAGCAAAAUCCCUCACCUGCAGAGUUCCUACUGAUGUCAACUGCUUGAGAUCUGUGGAGAGUGUAGCUGGACUGGAUGGUCGUUCCAAGCAUCUUAGGAGUGUGCUGGCCUUUCAGUUUCUUGUAGCAUGUUUUGAUGACAAGGUACAUGAUGAAGAACAGAUCUUGAGAUCUCUAAUCUCCAUCAAUCUGAAGCAUAAGAAUUGUGAUCUUCUCAAAAUGUAUAUUCAACUGGUUCUGGCAGAGAACUGGCUGUUUUGCAACCCAUUGUUAAAAGAUAAACCAAUAAUCAGUGAGACAUGGAGCGCGUGCCUUAGAAACUGUUCCUGUCAAAUCACUAGCACAGAUUUGAGGUCUUAUGCUUCUAAGGUUCGUAGUAAAGCAUCAUAUCUUCUUCAAGGCAGCGAGCGCCACAAGAUGACUCUAUCCUAGCGCAGAAAAUUCUUCCUACAGUGAAUCAGGCUAGUGACAAAGUAACUAACUCUGAGCAUAAGAGAUCGGUAUAUUUUAUGUGUAAUCUACAGACUUGGAUGCUUCAUCGACUCACGAUGGAACCAGAAGAUUCAUCGUAGCAUCUACAGAAAAGUUGACAGUGAGAUGGCUGACAAUUUUUUGGUAAGCA